UGCCCAGAGCGAUUGUUAGUUCAGGCACGUUGGCAGCUCGGCGGCUGCUGGCCGCCGCAGGAAAGUUAGCGAGAGAGGCGAGAGCGGUGCCUUGUUCCACGCGAGUUUGGGCCCCGCGUGUCUGGGACGGUGUAUGCGCCGCAGCCGCCCCCUGCCCUGUCGGGGGGCCCGUUUGCCGCUUGACUCCGGUUGGCCGGGGACCGUGUGUGUCUCACCCCCCCCAUGUCCCCCCCCAAAAAUGGAUUUAAUUUUGAAUGUUUUUGAAUCAGCCAAUCACAGCUCUGUGGGCGACCGGCUCCUAGUGUCUGCUGAGGCUCAUGGAGAACGGCACACACAACCCAAUCAUCCGAGAUGUCUAUGCAGCUGCCAGCCACCUGCAACAAGCAGCGGUCAACUCUUCUGCGAAUGGGAGUGGCUGCAAAGAUCUGAUGGUCAAACUGACGGAGGGGCAGUAUGUGCUCUGCAGGUGGACUGAUGGACUCUAUUACAUUGGAAAGAUCAAGAGGGUAAGUGGCUCUAAAAAGAGCUGUCUUGUGACCUUUGAAGAUAACUCCAAGUACUGGGUCCUCUGGAAGGAUAUUCAGCAUGCUGGUGUCCCUGGAGAAGAGCCGAAGUGUAACAUCUGCCUGGGAAAGACAUCAGGGCCCCUGAACGAAAUCCUCAUCUGUGGAAAAUGUGGUCUCGGUUAUCACCAGCAGUGCCACAUCCCGGUGGUGGACAGCAGCGACGGCCCCGUGCUGACGCCCUGGUUUUGUCGGAGAUGUAUAUUUGCCCUGGCUGUACGGAAAGGGGGCGCCCUGAAGAAGGGAGCCAUCGCCAAGACGCUGCAAGCCGUCAAGAUGGUGCUGUCCUACAACCCGGAGCAGCUGGAAUGGGAUUCUCUGCACAGGACCAAUCCGCAGCAGUGUUACUGUUACUGCGGGGGCCCUGGAGAAUGGUACCUGAAGAUGCUGCAGUGUUACAGUUGCAGGCAGUGGUUCCACGAGGCCUGCACGCAGUGCCUUAGCGACCCCAUGAUGUUUGGAGACCGGUUUUAUAUUUUUUUCUGUGCAGUGUGUAACCAGGGGCCAGAAUACAUCAAGCGCCUGCCCUUGAGAUGGGUCGACGUUGUCCACCUGGCCCUCUAUAAUCUGGGCGUCCAGAGCAAAAAGAAGUACUUCGACUUUGAGGAAAUCCUAGCCUUUGUGAAUCACCACUGGGAUCCUUUACAGCUCGGAAAGCUGACCAGCACUCCGGCCUCAGAACGUGCUCCACACCUGCUCAAUGCACUCAACAGCUACAAAAGCAGAUUUUUGUGCGGUAAGGAAAUCAAGAAGAAGAAAUGCAUCUUUCGCCUGCGAAUUCGUGUCCCGCCAAACCCCCCAAGCAAGCUCCUGCCAGAGAAAGUACCAGGUUUGGGUGAGAAUGGAGCUUCUGAGCUGAAGAAGAGAGGAAAAAGCAAAUACGCCCAUAAAAACGGUUUGCUGCCGCAUGAAUUUCAACAGCAGAAAAGGCGAGUUGCUAGAAGAAAAAGAUCAAAAUUUUUGUUGGAGGAUGCUAUUCCCAGUAGUGACUUCACCUCGGCUUGGAGCACAAACCACCACCUGGCCAGCAUAUUUGACUUUACACUGGAUGAAAUUCAGAGCUUAAAAAGUGCCAGCUCAGGGCAGACUUUUCUUUCUGACCUGGAUUCCACAGAUGCUGCCAGCACAUCUGGCUCUGCGAUAACGAGCCUGUCUUAUGAAUCGAGCAGAAGGAACGUGGGCAGCCGGAAACGAAAGCUGGCGGCUAAAGCCUACGCCCCAGUGGGGGGGAAGAGAAAAGGCAUUGAACAAGGCGGGCACCUGAACAGCUGCGCCUCAGAGAGCAGUGAGGCGGCCUGUGCCCCGGAGCGCCAGGAUGAUGGGAUUGACAGCCACACCUUGGAGAGCAUCAGCGAGGACGACUCCUCUCUCUCCCACCUCAAGUCCUCCAUCACCAACUACUUUGGAGCAGCCGGCAGGCUGGUGUGUGGGGAGAAGUACCAGGUGCUAGCCCGCAGGGUGACUCCGGAGGGGAAAGUCCAAUAUUUGGUGGAAUGGGAAGGCACCACCCCAUAUUGAUCCCUCUGGCUUGGACCAGCCUGGGAAACCUCUCCUAGAAUUAAAUAGAUCUAUCAAUCAAACAAAACCCAUGACCUAAACCAAAGGAGGCAAGGGAUGUGGAUGAGCAGGGCUCUCGCGCUGGCCGUGCACCGAUGCGGGAGAGUUUUGACCGCUCUCCUUACGCUUACAGUGAGUUGUGCAGGCGAGGUUUGAAAGGAACACUUAACGGUCUGGAGCAGGGGAUCUCUAGGGAACUGUGAAGGACUUAGGACAGGAUAUAGCGGAGGCAGUUGGACACGGCGAUUACAUCCAAACUUACUGUGAGCCGCGGCAUCGGGUGGCUAAAACUGAUCGAGUUCUUGUUUUUAAUGAUGGUUAUUUUAUUGGUCAUGUAUAUACAACUGGCUUCCCCGGGGGACCCUUUGGCUAAGCCAAGGGAGCCAUCUUUGUGGAAGUGAGCAAUUAGUUAUAUGGCUUUUCAUUGUGAUACUCUGCUGCACCAUAGAGGCAUGGUAGGCCCAUCCGAACCACCCAGCAUCUGGCUGAUAGUGCACACAUGUGUCUGAUGGAGCAGCUCUUGUGGUGAGAGGAAAGCAAAGAGGGAAGUUUGAGUGGAGAAAGGAAAACCAAUCUGUAUCGAGCUCAAACUAUCAUCCCUUCUAGUAACAAUAAAAAUGCUGUUAUGCAGAAGAACCACA
Molecule: messenger RNA, 2761 nt
Organism: Chrysemys picta bellii (western painted turtle)
Lineage: Eukaryota; Metazoa; Chordata; Testudines; Emydidae
Source: RefSeq, a predicted model, not a curated record